Messenger RNA from Centropristis striata (black sea bass), 1281 nucleotides. RefSeq names its product transmembrane protein 88 a (gene tmem88a). Gene Ontology annotation, cellular component: plasma membrane. The coding region runs from base 436 to 1029 and encodes 197 amino acids. Gene Ontology annotation, molecular function: PDZ domain binding. The transcript has 3 exons. The record is from RefSeq and is a predicted model, not a curated record. Lineage: Eukaryota; Metazoa; Chordata; Actinopteri; Perciformes; Serranidae.
AUGCGCACACUCAUAACCACUUACGCACUCAAUCAUAUCUCAAACUGGAGUCAGAGUGAGGAAACAGAAUGUCAGGGAAGGAAGCGCUGAAGCCAGUGGGAAAGCAGAGUUUGCUUCGAGUCUACAGAGCUCCUUUCUGAGCCGCUCUACAGGAGGGCCGAGGGGGAAGUUUGGACUUAUUAAAGUAAUAUUUUUGAAAAUAGUCCAGAACACAAAAGGAUUUUAGAUUAAGCUAAGUAGCAGAGUUAAGAGUUUUUCUUUCAAGAACUGGAUUUUCAAACAGAGAAGACAUACAUCAGGGGGAAAUUCUUGAAAUUCUCUUUGUCUCUGACCACUCAACGCUCUCCAGGUCUUACAGAGUCCCAUCAUCUGCUGCCAGCAUCGAGCUACAGGAGGACACAUCAGGUUUACUACACACGUUAACUGCAAGAAAAGAUGAGUCUAUCGCGGAACGGGACGCUGGAGAAGACCAUAUCGGAGCAUGGCCACUCUGAGCUGGCCUCCCCCUCUAGAGCGGGGUCAGGGGUCGUGGUGCCGCCUCCGUACUCUCUCGGUGGCAGCGAAGGCACUGACCCCCUGGAGUUAAGGGGCUCUUUGGACUGCUGGGCAUGCUCUGUGCUGGUCACUGCACAGAAUCUCAUCAUAGCACUGAUCAACGGCACGCUGGCCACCAUCAUUUUUGGCAUCAUCCUCACCCCGGCACUCGCCAUGAUCAUAUUCGGCUUCCUGUGCCACUCCACGGUGCUGCCCCAUGGAACAACUCUGUUUUGCUCAGACAUACUGGAUGACGGCGGCUGUGUGGCGCUGCUGGUUGUGGGCUUCCUGCUGCUCACACCCCUACUGGUCCUGGCACUCGCUGCCUUCUGUCGCCUGGCCCGACACCUCCAGCUGGGAAUGUGUUUUAUUCCCUACAGCCGCGCCGUCUACAAGAACCUGCCCGCCACUCGCCAGCGGAAGGCUGACGGAGGAGGGUGUUGUGGGCAGCAGGGGGGUUCAGAGAGGGAGGGGAAGGGGAGCGUAUGGGUGUAGGAGAGGAGAAGAUUGUAUAUGGUUGUAAUAUGUAUCCCUGUUGAAUGAUCAGCAUUGGAUUGUUGGAGUCUGGCUCUUCUUUUGUUUUUUUAAGCAAAUUACCAUUGUAUUUCUAUUUCUAAAGCCACUGUAAAAAGCCAUAUUUUAUAUUUCAUAUAUUUCAACUGUUAAUAUCUAAGUCAAUAUCUCAUUUUCUAUACAAUUUUAAUGUACUGAAUGUUUUUAUACCUUUUUACAAUAAAGUGUUAAUGU